Molecule: messenger RNA, 1080 nt
Organism: Eimeria maxima
Lineage: Eukaryota; Apicomplexa; Conoidasida; Eucoccidiorida; Eimeriidae
Exons: 1
Coding region: 1-1080 (359 amino acids)
Source: RefSeq, a predicted model, not a curated record
AUGCAAGUGCACUGCGUGAGUGGGGAAAUGACACUUAGAAGAUUUGCAUCGCAGCUUCGCUGGCUAACGCUGCUCUACGCGGCAACAAUCUUGUUCCUUCUACGCGAGACUGUGGGUGAAGACUGGGAAGAAAGGCUCGGGGCUGCUGCCUAUCCGGCAGUAGAGUAUGUGGCAGAAAAGCCGAGUAAGACUUAUGACAUUCCACUGGAGCUGAACGAAGAGCCAUUUAUUCUGGUUGAGUGGUCCACCGAGGCUAGCCGUCUCAGUCGUGGGUUCCAGUUCAUUUUGCCUCCAGGGAUUCUCCUGGUCAUGUCUAUAGCGGCUGCCGCGUUGCUUGUUGUAUGGAAUGCAAGGGAGGACUCACCGUUUGUGUCGAAGAAGAAAGCAGGCGGCCGAGAAGCCGCAGCUCAAGUUCACGUCGAAUCAGAGGACUUAUAUGAUAUUCAUGAGACGCAAUACAGUACUACUGUGGACAGCAGUUCGGUCCUGCAGUCCGUUUUGAAGAAGCUUUCGGCAGACCUUACCAGCGCCAUAACAGAAGCACUUGAGAAGAAGAAUGCUGCCGUAAGGCUGCUUAAUGACCCGAGUAUUUCAGACCAGGAAGAGAUGGCUAAAAUAAUUACAUCCCUUUUGGAGGUGACCGACAAGUUGGCGGCCUCUGUAAAAGGUAUAAACCAUGCCCUAGACGCUUUGCAGCGUCCGCUGUCCGACAGCCAGGCGACUUCCCGAUUGAACAGCGCACUGGAGGAGAUGCAGAUGGGCAUCCAGAAACUCCUCCCUGAUUCAAGGUUUAAAAGGGAAAUUGAGGGAGUCCGUACAUACCUCACAAAGGGCGAAGGACCUACAUCUGAACCUGCACACCAGCUGCCUGACAAGCAGUCUGCAGCACCAGAGAGCGGGGCUCCUGUAGUGGGGAGUUCAGAGACAGGAGAGCCAGGACGAAAAGUACCACAAGAAGUUAUGACGAAAUUAUAUGAAUGGCUUGAAGCUGUGCAUAGCGGACAGCAUGUGCUAGUGGAAGCCGAGCCAGUUUUAUCCAAGGCAGUCAGUGAUAUGCGGGCGACGUAUGAUUUGUUCUAG